Messenger RNA from Osmerus eperlanus (European smelt), 8123 nucleotides. RefSeq names its product autophagy related 2A (gene atg2a). The transcript has 41 exons. Gene Ontology annotation, molecular function: phosphatidylinositol-3-phosphate binding. NCBI's taxonomy places the organism in Eukaryota, Metazoa, Chordata, Actinopteri, Osmeriformes, Osmeridae. Gene Ontology annotation, biological process: reticulophagy; piecemeal microautophagy of the nucleus; autophagosome assembly. The record is from RefSeq and is a predicted model, not a curated record. The coding region runs from base 336 to 6458 and encodes 2040 amino acids. Gene Ontology annotation, cellular component: phagophore assembly site.
UGAAAACAAACAACCCUAAAACGAGAGCUAUGAGAAAGGAACGUCGCUCGGUUUCGAGACAAAUGUAGCAAAAUGAUUUACUGAAACAGCCAAAGACCAUAAGAGUAACGUCUCCCGAAGUGACAUUGGACUCUCAUCGGUCCUGACACGAAGGAUUUUCGAGUUAUUGUGUCUAGUAGAGGAACAGUUUCGGUUUACCCCCUUAGCUAGCUUUGUAGCUUGUCGUUCCUUACAGUACACUUUGUUUUGUUUGUUAUGCAGUUGCCAGUGGACUGUUUUUGCACUCGUUCUGCUACAUCACCUCUUCGCUCCCUCACCCAAAACUAUCUGGCCUUAUGUCUCGCUGGCUAUUUCCCUGGUCAGGCUCAAUCAAGAAGCGGGCCUGUCGGUACCUUUUACAACACUACCUCGGCCACUUCUUGCAAGAAAGACUGAGUUUGGAACAGCUGAGUCUGGACUUGUACAAUGGCAGUGGUGUAAUAAAAGAAAUUAACCUCGAUGUGUGGGCGGUCAACGAGCUUUUGGAAUCCAUCGGGGCUCCGCUCGAGAUUGUGGAUGGAUUUGUGAGCAGUAUAGCAGUGACGAUUCCCUGGGCGGCGCUGGUGACUGACCACUGCACCCUUGUCAUUUCUGGCCUUCAGAUAACAUGUCGACCCAAGUACCGGACCAGUGGGGGUUGGGAUUCCCAAGGCUGGUCUUCCUGCAUGACGUCCAGCAUGCAGCUGGCCCAGGAGUGCCUGAAGGACCCCCCUGAGGCGUCCGAAGAGCCGCCUGCCCCACUGGAGGGGCUGGAGAUGUUUGCCCAAACCAUCGAGACAGUCCUGCGUCGGAUCAAAGUCACCUUUGUAGACACAAUCGUCCGCAUCGAGCACCAACCCUUGGAUCUGGACACGGGCAUCGCCUUAGAGAUGCACAUCAAACGACUGGAGUACUGUGACGAGGCCGUGCGAGACCCCGGCAGCAACCAGACGGUGCCUGUAGACAUCCACCAGCCUCCGGCCUUCCUGCACAAGAUCCUGCAGCUCAGUGCCGUUCAGCUCCUGUACGAGAGCACAGGCGGGCCUCAGGGCACUCAGGCAAGGGAUACUCCAUGCUCAGCCCCAGCCAGCGGGGGAGAAGAAGAAGAGGAGGAGGUGGAGGAAAGUGAUGAGGAGGAGGAGGAUGAGGAAGAGGAGGAUGAAGAUGGUGUGGAGGAGGACAUCCCCCCAGCUGCCUCGCCCUCGCCCUCCCCCUCGCCCCCCAAGGCCACCCAGAAGCCCCUGCUCAUAGGCAGCUGCUCCGGCUUCAUGGAGACCACCGUCAAGAUCAAGCAGAACGACAUGCUGCCUGGACCUAAGUUGGAGCUGGAUGGGAAGGUGGGCUGUCUCCACCUGCUGCUCUCACCUGACCAGAUCACACACCUGAAGGACCUGCUGUCUGCCCUCUGCAUCGACACAGAACCAGAGGAUAAGAGUGGUGUCCACAGCCGGCCCCUGGACUCAGACGACCUGCGUCUGAUAGAGGAUGACCUGAGCAAGCAGCUGGGCUCCAGCCCCAAGGACAGAGACCCGGACUGGGACUCAGAACCCGACCUGGACCCCUACCUCAUCGGCAUGGAGAACGGAGGUCCAGAGAUGUUCUUCUCCAUGGGUCCAGGGAUGACCAGCAGUGUGAUGUCAGCGCGUUCAGGCAGCGAGCUCUCCGACAGUGACAUGGAGUCGUCCACACACAGCCAGUCAAGCCUCUCACAGGGACUACCACUGUCUGGACAGGGCCUUGUUAACUGUCCCAGGCGCUAUCCUGGACCAGGAUCCCUGUCCAGUCUUCCCCAGUGUAGCCGCAGAACCAGAGUGCGCUCCCACAGUACCCAAUCAGAGCCCCUGAAGCCUGACGCUUUGCUCCGCCUCACUCUGGGCGGGCUGACACUGACCCUGCUGGAACAGGACCCGCCCUCCGACCCCGAUGGAGCGCCUUCAUUGGCCGAUGUGUCUCAGGUGUUCUUCCGGGAGCUGUGUUUCUUUAAGGACAGCAUGUUCAGCGAGAGAGACUUCCACCAUCUGAGAGCCAACUUCACUAAAGCCUGCCCUCACUCCCACCUCAGACUGACAGGGGCGGCAGUGCAGGUGGCGUGCGAGAUGCGUAGUGGCGGGCGCCAUGCCCGGGCCGUGACCUCCGACCUCUCCUUCAGCCGCUUGGAGGUUCUGGAGUGUCUGUGGGAGCCGGACGCGCCCACCUACACAGAGUUGCUACAGUUCCAGAGGGCAGGUCUGUUUACAGUCGGAGCCACAGCCCGACCCUGCGCCCAGCUGCACUAUGGCCUCACAGAGAAACACCUGCGCAAGGGGAAGCAGCGCGUGGUGCGCAGAGACAGUGUGUUGAAGGUGGACCUGGGGGAGCUGAGCGCCGAGUUGGACCUAGACAUCCUGAGCCGUCUGGGACACCUGAGCCGAGCUUUCAGCUUCUGUCCCACUGAGACAGGAGGGCCUGUACACACACAGACCCAGAGCAGCGAGCUGCGCUCCUCUCUCUCCGUCCUCUCGCCCCACGCCGUCCUCCGGCUCCGCUUCCCCGUCCCCGACCUGCGCCCGCCGUCGCUACGCCGCCCGCCCUCCCAGAGGGCCGUGCGGCUGGAGACGCUGGUGCUGGAGCUGUGCAACCUGGAGCUGAAGCACCGCGAGGGGCCCGACCUCCAGGCGGAGCCCCCCUCCUCCCUCCACCACCCCCCCACCGGAGCAGCCCCCUCCAGCCCCCUCACACAGCUGCUGGAGGCCUCCUUCAGCGAUUUACACGGGCUGUAUGAAGGCUGGGAGGGCGGCUCCUUCCCCUGCAUCAGAGUGCAGAAGAGCAAGGAAUCCAUGCCAAGGUUGACGGUGCGAGUGAACGGGGGUGAGGGUCUGGGGUCAAGUCUGGGGGGUAUGGGGCUGGGUCUGAUGAGGGACUUGGGCGCCAUGUCGUUUGAGAACCCGUGUGAGCUCCGGGAGAAGACCAGUUCCCCCUUCUCUUCCAACCGCACCAUGUUUGAGACGGAGGAGAUGGUAAUCCCUGCAGACCCAGAGGAGAUGCAGCAGUUCCAGGCCCAGUGUGUGGCUCAGUGUCAGUGUGUGGUGGACAUCUCUCUACCCCUGGCCUGCAUCCUGCUGCCCAGCAAGCAGGCCUUCCAGAGCCUCUACAACAGGAUCAACAACGACCUGUUGAUGUGGGAGCCCCCUCCACCCACGGCCCCCCCCAGCACCCACAGCCCCCACCCCAACCGCCGCCAUGACGACCACGAGUUCCAGCUCUGCAAGUCGGCCUUCAGGCUGGACUCAGACUCGGAGGAGGACGAGCCUCAGUUUCACUCGGCCAAGGAGUCGGCCAGGAAGCGCCAGUCCGAGUCCCGCUCCAACCACUCCCUCAGUCUGCUCUCCCUCACCGUGGUCAUUGGCAAGGGCCGCCUUCAAGCCCUGACGGACAGCAAAGAGGACCAGAAUCAUGGGGAGAUUCUCUUGGACCUGGAAGGGGGGAAGAUUUUCAGUGUUGCGCAGCACCAGAACAACCCACACCUUAACUUCCUGUGCCUGGAAAGCAACAGGGUGGAGCUAUACCACAGAGCGGUAGUAAAAGACUCCCCCGUCCCGAGCCGGUUGGAGAUGCCCUGCUUCACUCCCCCAGUGCAUCUGGACCCUACCAUCUACCCUACCGAGGUGGGGGUGAGCAGUGUGAGUGGCAGGGAGGCCGAGGUCCAGAUGCUGUCCACGGCCAUCAAGGUCACCCUGGACCCUCAGAGGAAUGUCAAGGAGUUCUUAGUCGCCCUCCGUCUCCAAGGUGCUACCAUGCGACAUCACAUGGCCCAGAACAAUCAGAGUUGGCACGAACAGCUGGUUGACUUCCUGGACGUCAUCGAUGACCCCAUCCUGGGGUACACACCUCCUGCUGUUAUCACGGUCCUACACACUCACCUGGCCACCUGCGCCGUGGAUUACAGGCCCCUCUACCUUCCUGUGCGGGCCUUGUUCACGGCCGAGUCCUUCUCUCUGUCCAGCAACAUCAUCGUGGACACAGCCACCUUCCACCUGCGCUUCAUCCUGGACGACUCAGCCCUUUACCUCUCUGACAAGUGUGACAGCGACACGGUGGACCUCCGACGAGACUAUGUGUGUGUCCUGGAUAUUGAUCUACUAGAGUUGGCCAUCACUACAUGGAAGGGCAGUAACACAGGGAAACUGACCCAGCCCCUGUUUGAGCUGCGUUGCUCCAAUAACGUGGUUCAUCUUCACACUUGUGCCGACUCAUGUGCUGCCCUCGUCAACCUGCUGCAGUACCUGGUCUCCCAGGGCGACCUGCACCCGCCCCCUCGCCACGCGUCGCCCACUGAGAUCGCCGGACAGAAACUUCCGCUGUCAGAAAGUCCCGCCUCCUUGCCACCCUGCCCCCCAGCUGAGACCGCCGAGAUCAACCAAUACGAUCUGGCCGACGCUUUGAUUGACACAGAAAGGAGCCAUCGAGAAGAGGAUAUGGACUCCGUGUCUCCCACGGUUCCCAGGGGCUCGCCGGUCUCUGUCUACCUGUUCCCUGGGGAGGUACGCAAGUUCCCCCCCCCCUCUGUCCCGGAGGGGGGGGAGGAGUCUGAGCUGGACGGACUGGUGGCCACGGCUACAGAGGUCGAGGCGGACCCCGUGUCUGAGGAAGGCUCCGAGGGUUCCACCGACAACGACGACUUCUGCAUCCUGGAGGCUCCUGGGAUGGGCAUACCUCCCAGAGACGGGGAGCCCCUGGUCACGGUGCUGGCCCAGGGCCCUAUCAGGGUGAAGGAGGGCCACUUCUCCAGGCCACGGGGCAGCUCCGACCUGCUGCGCGCCCCCGGCCGCUUCCCUGUGCCCCAGAGCAGGGUGAUCCUCCGGGAGGUGUCUGUCGUCUGGCACCUGUACGGUGGCAAAGACUUUGGCGGCAAGCCCCUGUCGGUGCACACCCCCCACGGAAGCAGGGGUCGCUCUGCUCCCGCUGGCAUCCGUGGUUCCCCCUCCCGUUCCGUGGCCCCCUCGCGGCCUCAGAACUCGUGGCGCUGGGCUGGAGGGAGCGGGCGGCAGCACACCAUGCUCAUGGAGAUCCAGCUGAGCAAGGUGAGCUUCCAGCAUGAGACGUACGCGGCGGUGCCGCCCGGCCCGGGCCAGGACGGCGAGGGGGCGGGGCCCGGCGGGGAGCAGCCGCUCUCUCGGCAGGUGUUCAUCGUCCAGGAGCUGGAGGUGCGAGACCGCCUGGCCUCCUCCCAGAUCAACAAGUUCCUCUACCUGUACACCAGCGAGAGCAUGCCCCGACGAGCCCACUCCAACAUGUUGACGGUGAAGGCUCUGCAGGUGUGUCCCGAGUCCGGCCUGGGUGGUCCUGAGUGUUGUCUCCGGAUCAGUCUCCUUCCACUCCGCCUCAACAUCGACCAGGACGCUCUGUUCUUCCUGAAGGACUUCUUCAGUAGUCUGGCUGCCGGAGUUAACCCCUACCUGCCCGUGGACCUCGCAGCUGAGGUGAAGGCAGACCCUUCCCAGAAGUCAACUGAGGAGGCGGAGUCAGGCAGCACUCUAGGGCCUGACCUCACAGCUUCCGUGGAGACGACCUAUAGCGAGCAGAGCUCCUCCUCGGCCGGCUCCUCCACUUCCACCGACCAGCCAAUCUACUUCCGGGAAUUCCGUUUCACCUCUGAAGUGCCCAUUUGGCUGGACUAUCAGGGCAAACAUGUUGUCAUAGAGCAGGGAACGUUUGCAGGGAUCCUGAUUGGUCUGGCCCAGUUGAACUGCUCCGAACUGAAGCUGAAGAGGCUCUGUUGCAGACACGGGCUCCUGGGAGUGGACAAGGUGAUCCAGUACGCAGUCACCGAGUGGCUCACCGACAUUAGGAAGAAUCAGCUGCCAGGCAUUCUGGGAGGUGUAGGCCCCAUGCACUCUGUAGUUCAGCUGUUUCAUGGGGUUAGGGACCUGUUCUGGAUGCCCAUAGAACAGUACCGGAGAGAUGGGCGCAUUAUCCGGGGUCUCCAGCGGGGGGCAGCAUCCUUUGGCACAUCCACUGCCUCCGCUGCCCUGGAGCUUAGCAACAGGCUGGUGCAGGCCAUCCAGGCUACAGCGGAGACAGUCUAUGACAUCCUGUCCCCCACACCACCGCUCAACCGCUACGCCAUCACCGAGGGCCGGCCCCCCUCCUCCCGCCCACGACGAGCCCCCCAGCCCGCCGACCUCCGAGAGGGCGUGGCCAAGGCCUAUGACACCGUCAGAGAGGGGGUGAUUGACACGGCUCAGACACUGUGCGACGUGGCAUCCCGUGGGCACGAGCAGAAGGGUCUGCCUGGAGCUGUGGGCGGAGUCCUGCGGCAGAUCCCGCCCACUGUGGUCCGUCCCUUAAUAGUGGCCUCUGAGGCCACGUCCAACCUGCUGGGGGGCAUGCGGAACCAAAUCAAGCCAGACGCGCGGAAGGAGGACUUCUUAAAAUGGCGCACUGAAGAUGGCCAGGAGUGAUCCUCGGGGCGGACAUGUAUUUUAGGAGUGAAGCGAUAAAAGGGAGUGAAAGUCGAUGGGAUGAACGAAUGGAUGAUUGUGAGCGUGAAAGAGCGAGAGAGCACAGGUGUGUUUUAAUGCAAAAAAAAAGAAACUACAAAAAUGUAACUACUGCAGAGCAAUGGAGUAUUUGAACCUAGCUUCAGAUACCUGGAGAUAGUCUUCUCUUUCAAUCUUUACCCAGUGCAAUCAGUCUGCACCUGCCCCCCAGAUCUCUACCGUCUUAGUAUGCAAACAUAUCACUGUCAUUCUUUGUUGACUGCAUGGUUUGUUUAGUCAUUGCUGAACAAGGGCACACUGUCAGGCAACAGGGCUGUUGUUGGAUGAUAGAUGUUGAACAUGCACAUCUUCAAUUGUGGAAUGUCAAAAGGAGUUUGUCAACCACAGUGCAGUUCAAAGGGUCAAACUGUGACCCUUUCCAGACCCUGUCCUAACCCUACAUGUAUAUAUAUCUAAUCAUAGGUUUGGUGUAAGCAUGGGCUCUUACACCAAUUCUUUAGCCAGAAAUCCUAUGAAAGACAGUAGGUAAGUGGACACUUACAAAAAGAUGAAAAGAUGCAGAGCUGAUCUAGCGGGGACUGACUGGUGAUGCAGAGCUAGAAUGAUGUGGCCUUUGCUGGGUUCCUUACAGAGGUUGACCUCUAACCCUAACCAUUACAGAGGUCGACCUCUAACCCUAACCAUUACAGAGGUUGGGCUGUCAUGUUUCUUUGACUUGGAGUCACAAAACAUCUUCCAGCCCCCCCCUUUCUCCUGGAUGUUAUUUGUGCCAUAAAGCUUGAUGGGUGCCCUCUUUUCCUGUCAGUCCAUUAGUUUAGUUGUUUUGCCUUCUUCUGUCUUUAAACAUGUUUGUACGCAUAUUCUUUCUUUAUUUCUGGCUGAUACAAUCGACCAGUGGCAUUGACCAUGUGGUUCUACAUGUACAGUUGUCUCUGGAGAGUGUUGAUGUCUGUUUCCAUCAGUCAAAUGGGGAAAACGAAUGUAGUCUAGAAGGAAGAGAAAUGGGAGUCUUCCUUCUCUCUCCACGUCAUGUGUCUCUCCACGUCAUGUGUCUCUCCACGUCAUGUGUCUCUCCACGUCAUGUGUCUCUUCUUGGCAUUACAGCUCAGCAGUGCUUGGACCCCGAAUUUUUUAGCUUUAUUUUUGGAGUUAAUGGAAUAAGAGAACUUCCAUACCUGUACUAGUCAGGCUCCUGUCAACAGAACUCGCUUGGCUGGUCUUAGUUGCCUUCCUGUUCUUUUUGUAUUUGUUAUUUUCUAAUUAUGUUAAACGCAUUAUAGUAUUAAUUAUCAUAUUAAUUUUUCAGUAACUUACUGUCAAGGUGUGAGGAUUUGGAGGUAAAAAAAAAGAUGUUUUGUUGUUAAAAAAAGUUUUACAUUUUUAUCUUUUGUUCAUUGAGUUUAAGGGAUGUGUGUUUAGGUAUGUUUGUGUGCGAGAGUGUGAGCGUGAGUUUGUGUUAUGCAUGUUUGUGGGUCAGUGGUAUUUUGAAAGUGACAGAAGUUUGUCACGCCUCUGUGUGUAAUUACUAUUUACUAUAUCAUAAGCUGUACGAAUGAUCUGUAUAAUACUAAGACAAUGAGUACACAAAAAUUAAUACAAAAAUAAAACUUCAUUAUAUAAACCUGA